Lindgomyces ingoldianus is the source of this 315-nucleotide messenger RNA. RefSeq lists its product as uncharacterized. Bases 1 to 315 code for a protein of 104 amino acids. The transcript has 3 exons. The record is from RefSeq and is a predicted model, not a curated record. NCBI's taxonomy places the organism in Eukaryota, Fungi, Ascomycota, Dothideomycetes, Pleosporales, Lindgomycetaceae.
AUGAAGCGUUUCCUCCUCAUCCUCGCAGCCACUGCUACCAUAUCUACCGCGGCUCCCACAACUAGCGAUAACUGUCAGGCUUGUAAGACGUUCUACGAUCGUUGUGUGGCUGGCAACUGGGGUCUCGGCAACUACCGGGGCCAGUGGCGCAACUGCCGGGACGAUACCUGCAUUGCGAACUAUCCGCUUACUUUCACACCCAUGGAGUGCGGCCAUUGCGGAUACUGUGAUUGGAAGAAGGGCGAGGAGCAUGGCGAGAUGGCCACAGGUAGAGCUCUUGCUGGUGGUGCAGCUGGUGAGGCCGGAAAGGUCUGA